This is a messenger RNA of Lampris incognitus (smalleye Pacific opah), 2041 nucleotides long. It is a transcript of the gene rspo3, whose product is annotated as R-spondin 3. Lineage: Eukaryota; Metazoa; Chordata; Actinopteri; Lampriformes; Lampridae. The record is from RefSeq and is a predicted model, not a curated record.
UCAGAAACAUCAGUCUGGAAUACAAGAUUAUUCUUCUCUUCUUAACUUAAAUCGUGUUAAACUUAUUUUGAGCCAUACCAGAUGAUUUGUUCUGCUCUCCUCUUGCACCCCGCGGAUGAUAAUCUCGCUUUUUUUUCCCCUGUGGGGGAAUACUCUUGAUUCCUGCUCGGAUAACCGCUACCUGAUUUAGUCUGGCUUUCCUGGCACAUAUGAGGAGUCUAUCCAGGAUGUUACUGUCUAAGCGGCCCAGGCAUCAUUGGGCCACUGCUCCCUACCAUCACUACAUAUCCCAUGCGUCUGCACCGAGCUGGGGCUCCUGCUCUGUCUAGGAAUUAUAUAUAUAUAUAUAUAUAUAUAUACCAUUAACAUCCACAGCCACUGCCCCUGUCUGGGGGGAGCAGCGGACUCAUAGCUGACAAGUGAUUUGGUGGACAUUGACAUUGGCUCUUCGAGUCUAAUCCCCGGGCUACUAUGCAAUUACAACUGUUCUCCUUUGCUUUAGUCAUCUUGCACUGCAUGGAAUACACUGGUUGUCAGCAGCACAGCAGCUCCAGGCACCGGCAACACAAACAGAUCUCCGGUGUGAGCUCGGGGUGUCAGCAGGGUGGCUGUCUGACCUGCUCUGACUACAAUGGCUGCCUGUCCUGCAAGCCGCGCUUCUUCAUGCAUUUGGAGAGGAUUGGGAUGAAGCAGAUCGGGGUGUGUAUGACGUCCUGUCCCCCGGGCUUCUAUGGCACGCGCUCUCCAGACAGGAACACUUGCACAAUGCACUGUGAGGUGGGGGAGUGGAGGGAGUGGAGCCCCUGCUCCCGGUCCGGUAGAAUCUGCGGAUUCAAGCGGGGCCAGGAGACCAGGACUCGGCAGGUCCUCCAAUACCCGUCACCCUUCGGAAAACCCUGCCCCGAGAUCUCCGAGAUCAGAGAGUGCCUGGUCAAGAGGCGGAGAUGUCCAGUAGGAAGGAGGAAGGGGGAGAGAAGAGGAGAGCGGAGGAACCGCAACAACCGGAGAGACAAGGAGAGUCCUGAUGGGCGGCGGGAGAGGAAGCGGGAGAGAGAGAGAGAAAGAGACACGAGUGAACGAGAGGACUCUGAUAACAGAAAUAAGACUGAGCACAGGCAUCGCAGGGGCCAGGACAGAGACCCAGUCUCACCUGAAGAUGGACCCGCACAGUAGUACGCCGGACCCUCCCCCUUUAAAUCCCCUGACUCCUUCACCUCUCCCUCUUGCCCUUCCAUCCCCCUUUUUGCCCCCCUCACCCCCUCGCUGCAGGGGUGCUGCUGCUACCUGUUAUGAGUUGAAUAAUUCGUUUAUGCACAAGCGGGAUGGGGAACAUGCAGCCACACGGCUCAGGCCGAUGUGGACUUUAAAACCAAAUCUUCUCUUCUAGCCUCUUCUCCUUCACUUCCACCACUCAGAAAGUGUCUCUCCCCACUUCUCUGCAAGUUUGAACAAUACAACAGAGACACAGGACUGCUGUUACAAUUUGACAGAGCAAAAACAAACAAAAAGUGGAAAACAUCUGACUGUUUGGAGGACUGGCAGGCAGACGGAUGGGAUGUGUACUGAAGGGACACUGUGGUUAUAUUAUGUGCUUGUUGAUAUGGUUAUUUAAUGGGGCCCAGAUGCAACAUUGAGCAUCUUUGUUUUUGUUUUUUUUAAUGUAGAUUUUGUGAUAUUAUGUAGAAACAUUGUUCAAUAUUGUUCUGUUCUUUAGAUGUCUUUACAAUGUUGCUUCUUUGAUGCAGAAUUGUAAAAUAGUGACUUAGCUUUUUGCCUCGUGGCACCAUCAUUAUAUCACUACCACUGACCGAGCUGAGCAGAUUGAGGAGUGGUUGCAUGCUAUCAAGUAAUGACCAUGUCUUCAGGUCAAAGAGCUUAAAAUCAGUCACGUGUCUCUGUGUCUUGGCCGGAAGCUAGUUUUGCCUGGUUGAGUGAUAAGAGUUAUUCUACCACUGGUAAUGCCUAUUGGUGUUAAAAGAACCUGUGCUUUUAAUAAAACCAACUGAUCAGAAACCAAAAGCACCUGUAUGUCAAAUAAAAC